AUGAAUCGUAUCCUGAGCCAAGUAGGUCGUCGGCCCGCUAGCUCCGUGAGAGCAGCUUCGGCAGCAACCUGCCGGGCUUCAGCACCACCCCGAUAUCUCACAACCUCAGCUUCCCGCCCACUCGCCUCUGUCCAACAGCAGCCUACGACGUCCAGUACACCACACAGAGCACCACCGACCGCAGUCCAGUCCUUAGGCAAGACCAAGUCUGGCCAGGAUCUCCGAAUCCGCAGCUAUCCCCAAUUCGCCACCCUCGAGGAGGAACGCCUGUACCGCAAGCAGCACUUGGCAGCAGCAUUCCGCGUCUUUGCCGACCGGGGCUACGAUGAAGGCGUAGCGGGCCACAUCUCGGUGCGCGACCCGAUCAAGACGGACCAUUUCUGGUUGAACCCGUUGUCGGCCCAUUUCUCGCAGAUCAAAGUCUCCGACCUGAUUCUUGUUGAUGAGAACGGCGCCAUAGUCGAGGGCAGCGACCCCAUCAACACGGCUGCGUUUACCAUCCACAGCGCCAUCCACCGCGGCCGUCCGGACGUCCACGCCGCAUGUCAUGCGCACAGCGUCCACGGCAAGGCGUUUAGUGCGUUUGGCCGCGAGCUAGAGAUGAUCACGCAGGACUCGCUCCGUUUCUAUGGCAGUCAUGCUGUGUACAGACACUUUGGCGGCGUGGUGGUUGACGCGGAAGAGGGUGCAAGGAUUGCAGGUGCCUUGGGUAGUGGGAAAGCUGUCAUCCUGCAGAACCACGGUCUCUUGACGGUUGGACAAAGCGUCGAUGAAGCUGCGUUCUGGUUCAUGUCGCUGGACCGUACUUGUCAGGCCCAGCUGCUGGCUGAUGCGGCUGCUGCGGGCGGGUAUGAAAAGGUGCUGAUUGAUGAGGCCGAGUGCGCGUUCUCGGCGCAGAGUGUUGGGGGUCCUGAGAAGGGUUGGCUUGCGUUCCAGCCGUAUUAUGAUGAAGUGCUGGCCAGGACGAAGGGCGAUUUCUUGAAGUGA
This is a messenger RNA of Diaporthe amygdali, 987 nucleotides long. RefSeq lists its product as uncharacterized. Bases 1 to 987 code for a protein of 328 amino acids. The transcript has a single exon. The record is from RefSeq and is a predicted model, not a curated record. NCBI's taxonomy places the organism in Eukaryota, Fungi, Ascomycota, Sordariomycetes, Diaporthales, Diaporthaceae. Gene Ontology annotation, molecular function: actin filament binding. Gene Ontology annotation, cellular component: cytoskeleton.